UUUUAUUCAGGAAAGGAGCCGUGUGUUCGGAGAGCAGUGUAAAUGGCUCCUUUAUCACUGGACGAGUCUUAGUGUUUCAGGUUUAUUUAUGGUUUUUAAAUUGUUUUUUAAUCAUGGUCUUCUGUAUAUAGCAGUCGUGUCGCCCGCAAAGUGAAUACGAGCUGAAGGAGUAGUGUGACUCACGAUGCCUCAUGAGAAAGCUCAUCUCUCUUCCCUGACUGGCGCUGUCACUGUGGACCACAGGAAAGCUCUGACAAUCACUCCGAGGGGAAAGCUCGACACCUGUCAUAUUGGAAAUCCACUGAAAAUCCAGAAGAGAAAAGGAAUCUUUGAUGAAUAUGCCGAUGCAGACAUGGCAAGACGUGGCAAAAAGUGCCCCAAGAUCCACUGGACACAGCUGGCACCCAAUGGAGCGCCAAAUGAGUCAGCUCUUUGCCAUAAUGGGAGACAAAGUGAUGAACGUAGCCAGAAUGUUUCAGCCAUGUUGGACAUUAAGAGGCGACAGGUGAAAGUGAUCUUGACAGACGUUCUCCAGACUAAAGAGGGGCGGAAAUACCUGAGCAGGUAUGAGAGUUACACCAAUGUAAAGACACAGUCACUGCUUAAAAGAGGAACGAGGGAAAGGCGGGGUGAGAGAGGACACUCAGCAGAGUGUAGCACAGUCAGAAAGAGAGCUAAUGUACCUUGCAAGGACCAAACUAAGUUAUCACCUCUCAAACUCACCAGCUGUACAUCCUCUAAAUCGAAUGACUCUGUACAUACUGAGGAAAAUGAUAUGACCCUUUCCAAAGAAGUACAAUCUCCAGCAGCCAAAAAAAGAUUCAACAGUUCACUGGAGCAACCAGAACAUUCUGCAUCUGAUGAGGAAGGAUCCUGCUCGCUUCAAGACAGUGUCUCUUCACCAAGUCAUAACCUGUUACCUGAACACUCAGAAUCACCCGAUGCUGCGGAGAGUGAGUUAUGUCCAGUUGAGGAAAGUGACUCUCCGAGGCCGUGUGUCAGUCCUCUUCAUUUUGAGAUCUCCAAAAGCUUAAUCACAGCCACACGCACUCUGUCAAAAGCUAAGCGUCCUAGUGGCUUUUACAGAGCGGAACACCAGGACUCAGGACGUGAAGCCAUUCCCAGUCAGCAGAAUACCAGCAAGACUGACGCGCAAGAGUGUGCAGAAGUUAUGGAAGAAAAAGAGGAGGAGAUUGAACAGGGGAGUAAGGAGGCGGAACAGCCUCUGCACCAGAAUGGAGAAGUGGUAGAUGAAGGGGGCGGAGCCAGGCGCAGCGUCCUUUGCCUGUCCACAGGUGCAGCUGAGGUCCAGUUGGCUGAUGAAGAACAACCCAGAUCCGGUCAAAUGGCAGGUUCUACAGAUAACCGGCUCCUUGAUUCAGAGUUUGUGGAAGUCAGACAGGCCUCUAAACCACAAACUACUGAACCAAUUGUUCUUUCCAGUGAGGAGGAGGAGGAGGAUGAGGAGGUUGGUGGGACAUCGCAUGUCCAAGCACUAGAAGGAGCCAAAGAUCCACACAGGCUGCAAAGUCCUAUACAGGCCAUGGAGAGAAAAAAAAAUCCAGAUGCACACAUUCAUCCCUCGGAUUUGAACAGCCAGGAUUCCAGCUUUGAGGUGUCUGCUUUAAGUGGCUGUCCGAUAAUGGAGCUUCAAUUCUGCGCCCUCUACGUGGGAAGCUUCAGUGCUCUGACUAAUGGGCUUGUAAAGAUCACAGAUGAUAAGAUCACCAUUUCAUUUAUAGAUCCUUCAGUUUCUGAGGUAAAAGCUUCCUUGCCAACAGCACAUGUGCGCAAGUACAGUGUGUGGGAUGGGCAUUUGGUGCGGGAUAGUCGUUUAGCUAAAGAAAAUGAAGUGCCACCUUCAUCUGUCCUGGUCUUAUGGCUGGCUGAAGUCCAAGCACGACGCCUGUCCAGCGACUUGUUUGAUGUUCAGCCAGGGACGCGUCCAGCUGAGGGUAGCACGUGUGUGUUGCUGUGUGUGUGUGAACCCUUGAAUGGAGUCCAGGGUGCUCUGCUUGCCUCUAUAAUGGACAUCGUAGGUCUCAGACAUGGAAAUACUGAGCUUCUGUCCCCGCUGACACACCCUGACAGUCUGAAGAUUCUGCAGAACAGCCGAGACUCACACAUGCUCCAGCUGCUGCUUCCCAGGGCAGAGACGCUUUCGGUGUCGGGCGAGUCUGGGACUGCGCCAGCAUCAGCACCAGCAAGCACAACUACAGCCUCAGCUAAGGCCCAGGACUCAGAAGUUCAGCCAGACUCCAGAGUCUACACAUUAUGUCAAAGCAGAGGUCCGAGUGCUUACAGUGUGUCCUUGGCACAUAAACCUGGAACAGACUGGACUCCAUACCGGCACCGUGGUCCUGCCCGCAGGUUGAUCCAGUUUCCUCCACCACCCUCAAAAGGAGCCUUAACUGUGACAACUGAGGACCUGGAGUGCUUAGACAGCGGAGAGUUUCUCAACGAUGUCAUCAUCGAUUUCUACCUCAAGUAUCUGCUGGUACAGAAGGCACCUCGUGCUUCAGUGAGAAGAUCUCACAUUUUCAGCAGCUUCUUCUACAAACAGCUCACACGGCGUGACAACGCUAACGAAGACAGCACCAGCACACCAGCCCAGCUCAGGAGGCACCAGCGGGUCAGGACAUGGACACGUCAUGUGGACAUAUUUGAGAAGGACUUCCUGUUUGUUCCCGUCAAUCAAGAAGCGCACUGGUACCUAGUAGUUGUGUGUUUCCCCGGACUGGAUGAGCCACAGUACGUGCAGAGAGGAGACCAUGCCUCAGUGCAUGAUGGGAAUGAAAACUCCAGUGAUGCCACGGCUCAGAGUGAAUCUCAGCACGGUGAUGGAGACAUGAACUCAGAUGAAAACUCUUCAAGGUCUAUUUCUGCUCCUGGUCCACCAACCUGCACAGAAAAUACCUGUAAACAACAGACUGUCUGUAAGAGACCCUGCAUUCUCAUUAUGGACUCUCUGAAGCUGUCUGUUCAUGAGCGCAUCUUCAAGCUCCUGCGCGAGUAUCUGCAGGCAGAGUGGGAGGUAAAACGAGGUGGACAUCGAGACUUUAGUGCAGAGUGGAUGGUGGGCUCCCACUGCAGAGUUCCCCUGCAGGACAACAGCAGUGACUGCGGUCUUUAUUUACUGCAGUAUGCCGAAAGCUUUUUACAGGAUCCUGUAGUGCACUUUGACCUUCCACUGAAGCUAGAGUGUUGGUUUCCACGCCAGAAAGUGCGUAAGAAGCGAGAGGAGAUUCGAGAUCUCGUGUUGCACUUGUACCGAUUUCAGCAAGGCUCUCUGGGAAGCGACAGCUCAGAUGAUGGAAAAGAAAUAGGAAAUAUAAUUUAGUAGCAUGGAGCAUUAAGAAGAAUAUACUUAUUUUUCCUUCACUUUAUUUAUCACAAUUUACUUCGUUGUUUUUAGACCUUCUAUGUGUUUUUAUGCUUUUGUACACCUUAACGGCAAAACUGUAAUAAAUUUUACAUCAUGGUGU
Hemibagrus wyckioides is the source of this 3485-nucleotide messenger RNA. It is a transcript of the gene senp7, whose product is annotated as SUMO specific peptidase 7. The coding region runs from base 185 to 3340 and encodes 1051 amino acids. The record is from RefSeq and is a predicted model, not a curated record. Gene Ontology annotation, molecular function: SUMO-specific endopeptidase activity. Gene Ontology annotation, cellular component: nucleus; cytoplasm. NCBI's taxonomy places the organism in Eukaryota, Metazoa, Chordata, Actinopteri, Siluriformes, Bagridae. Gene Ontology annotation, biological process: protein desumoylation. The transcript has 21 exons.